This is a messenger RNA of Neocloeon triangulifer, 1092 nucleotides long. RefSeq lists its product as uncharacterized. The record is from RefSeq and is a predicted model, not a curated record. The transcript has 2 exons. Bases 1 to 1092 code for a protein of 363 amino acids. NCBI's taxonomy places the organism in Eukaryota, Metazoa, Arthropoda, Insecta, Ephemeroptera, Baetidae.
AUGGACGACGAAACAGAUCAACCUGAGAAUUUUGAGAAUUCGCCUAAACGAGAUGGCGCUGAAGGUGGCCAACAAAACCUGGCGCACCCUCUUGAGAGGCGGAAAUCGCUGGCACCGAUGGCCAGACGAAAGUCUUCCGUUUUUCGGCGCCGGUCGAUCGCCGUCGAAGGGCUGGUGAUGCAGGACGAAUUGCAGCGCGAGAUGCGAGGCAUGGACAUGAUGGAGGACGCCCUGAAGGCCAAGUGGGCGCAGGCCCUGGAGACGCACAAGGAGAACUUCAAGAUCAAGAUGGAGAUGAAAAAGCUGCAAGACCUGGAGGACCAGAAGAACAAGUCGCUGGUGCAGGAGGUGCGUGCGGUGCGAGACCAGAAGACGGCCAUGAGCGUCCAGGCCAACCUGGAGGAGCGAAAGGAGAAGGUGGAGGAGUUUAAGAAGCGAAGAGUCACCAUCGUCAUGCAGGCUAAGAGAGAGGAAAAGGAGAAGGAGCAAAACAAAAGGGCCUGGAUCAACCUGAUGAGGGACAUCAAGAAUUUGCAAAAGGCUAAAAAGCACGAGCUGGAGGAGGAGAGGCGAAGGCAGUUCAGCAUGCAGAUGGAGAGGCAGAACUCCAUCAAGGAAAAGUUGGAAAAACGACAGGCCGAGCAGAGAAAGUCUCAGGUCGAGUGGCAGAGACGCAUUUCCGUGUUCAAGGAGAAGAAAAAGGAGGAGAAGAAAAGGUACAAGAAGCGUCUGCGACCUCCGACCGAGACUGAGAACCGUUUCAAGCGGAUGCAGCGCGAGGCCAAGAUGCGUGCGCAACGCGAGGAGAUGCGCAAAAAGCGGCUCGAGGAGGAGCAGCGUUUGGCCAAGCGGAAGCGCUACAUCGUCGAGUUGGCACGCAGGGCAGAGGUCAAUGCCCGCAUCGAGUACACACGCAAGCGGCAGGAGCUGAACGACUUUCGGCAGAGCGUGGCCAUGCACAAGAUCAGGCAGGAGUACGAGGCCAAGGUGGCCGUGCAAAAGGCGGAGAAACGAUUCAGCGCCAAAAUGGUCAGAAUGCUCAAGCAGAACGACAAGUACAUGCAGCAGCUGCGCGAAAAGGCCAUCAGGUGA